AUGGAAGGCUUAGGGGAGAAGAAGCCCUGGGGGAAGCUGAGCCGAUUGCUUGGAGCUGAGACAGAAGCUGCUUCCGAGCUUUUCCUGUGCAAGAAGGAAUGGACAAUUGGAAGAAAGAAAGGCUGCGAUCUGUCAUUCCCUGGAAACAAGUUGGUGUCUGGAGAACACUGUAAAAUCAUAGUGGAUGAACAGUCUGGUCUUGUUUCACUAGAGGACACUAGCACAAAUGGCACUGUGAUUAACCAGCAGAAGGUGGUAAAGAAACAAACAUAUCCCUUAAAGAAUGGUGAUGUUAUCUAUGUUGUUUAUAAGAAAAAUGAGCCAGAACAAAAUGUUGCAUAUCUGUAUAAGUCUUUGAAUUCAGCAGAAGACAAUAUGCAAGAACCAGCAGAUACCUCAGGGAUUGCAGAGGAGACACAGGUUUUGUCCCCACUUCAAGAUUCUUCCUUUACCUGUGAGGAACCUCAGCCUUCCACUUCCACAUUCAGCCUCUUUAACACACGUACUACCUCUGCUAAAGAGCCAGAUUCUUCCUUGAAACUUCAGUCAUCCAUUGAUGAUGGCUAUACCUCUAUAGUUCAUGUCUCUGUCAAUGUCUCUGCUGUGACUGCAGUGAAGAAUCAGCCUGAGAAGCAUCCCGGUACAGGACUUGAUGGACCGAGCAUGGACACAGCCAAGGUCACUUCUCUCACAAGUGAUACAGAGCAAGAUUGUCAGCCUCCUCCUAAAAAGAAGCUGAAAUCUGAAGUGGAAUGUACAAGUAGUCAUGCCCCUCCACUAUCCAGUAAUAUAAAGGGCACAUCAGAGGAUGCUAAACCAUCUAGCGUGAAACCAGACAAGAUGGAAGAGACACUGACCUGCAUAAUUUGCCAAGAGCUGCUUCAUGACUGCGUCAGUUUGCAGCCUUGUAUGCACACAUUCUGUGCUGCUUGCUAUUCUGGAUGGAUGGAGCGCUCUUCCCUAUGCCCUACCUGCCGAUGUCCUGUGGAACGUAUCUGUAAAAACCACAUACUUAACAAUCUAGUGGAAGCCUACCUACUACAGCAUCCAGAAAAAUGCCGCAGUGAGGAAGACAGGCGCAGCAUGGAUGCUCGCAAUAAGAUCACUCAAGACAUGCUACAGCCUAAAGUACGACGAUCAUUCUCUGAUGAAGAGGGAAGUUCAGAAGACCUACUUGAGCUAUCAGAUGUCGAUAGUGAAUCCUCAGACAUCAGCCAACCCUACACUGUCUGCCGCCAAUGUCCAGGAUAUGGUAAACACAAUGUGCAGCCCCCACCUUAUCCUCCACCUCUUGAGACUGAUGCAUCACGGUCUGCAGGGGAUGCUCCACGGUCUGCAGUUUUUUUUUCUUUAGUGACACAGGAAUAUGUAUGCUCUUCCCAAGGAAGUCAUGUGAUCUGUACAUGCUGUUUCCAGCCAAUGCCAGAUCGCAGGAGUGAGCGGGAACAGAACCCUCAUGUGCCACCUCAGCAAUGCACUGUGUGUUUGCAGUCUUUCUGUCACAUGUACUGGGGAUGCACCCGAAUUGGCUGCUUUGGUUGUCUGGCUCCAUUUUGUGAGUUAAAUCUUGGAGAAAAAUGUUUAGACUCUGUUUUAAACAACAACAAUUAUGAGUCUGACAUUCUAAAAAAUUACCUGGCAUCCAGGGGUUUAACGUGGAAAGACUUGUUACAUGAAAGUCUUACUGCAGUUCAGAGAGGAGUAUUCAUGCUUCCUGAUUACCGGAUUAAUGGAUCUACUGUUCUCUGCUACUUCUGUGGUCUACGUAACUUUAGAGAUCUAACCUACCAGUACAGGCAAAACAUACCACCUGCUGAGCUUCCAGUGGCAGUGACAUCACGACCAAAUUGCUACUGGGGCCGAAACUGCAGAACUCAGGUGAAAGCUCACCAUGCCAUGAAAUUCAACCACAUUUGUGAACAAACAAGAUUCAAGAACUGA
This is a messenger RNA of Staurois parvus, 1941 nucleotides long. The record is from the annotation of a GenBank genome assembly. NCBI's taxonomy places the organism in Eukaryota, Metazoa, Chordata, Amphibia, Anura, Ranidae.